UGAACACUACAUUAACGCGUUUCACGAAAUAACGGAUCCACGAUUGUGUUAAUUUUUGUAGACUGUUAUUUUUGUAGCGAUCAUGAGAAAGUUUCCGCGCGUAAAGUUCAACUCCGCAAAUAUAAUUCAAAAGUGAAUUGUGACAUGUUCCCCUAUUGGUACACUUUAUUGUGUAUUUUGACAAGCGACCAAUAAUAACCAUGUUUAUCAGUACACAUUUGCAUGCGUUGUGAAACUAUCGGUGAAUAUUUGCAGGAAGCCGGGGUUAUUUGAAGAAUCAUAUCAAUGCGUGUUUGCAAUGUUUUUCGAGCGAAUAUACUUUAAAUGCAGUUACAAGUUGUGAAAACGUAAGACUCUGUGAAAAUCCCUAAUCCCCGCUCUUGCCGGGGAGUAUCUUACAGGGAUAGUAAUAAUAGAAGAACAACAAAAUGAUGCAUAGAAGAGGAGGGAAAAGAAUACGUAUGGAUGAUCCGGUGCCUCCAGAGUACGAUGCACCAAUGACGAUGCACCAAUGUACAUUUAGCCCUGAACAUUAUUCAUCCGAAAGUUAUAGUUCACCUGGUACAUCACAACAUCAAUAUCAAGAACAAUCAAAUAAUUUUGAGAAUCAAUCUCUAUUUGAACAACCUAUGACACCACUAACACCAACCAAUAUGAGAAUUACGAGGAAUACACGUGCCAGGUUGCGUGGAGGAGCAAUACAACAACCAAAAUAUAAAGAAAUAGAUACUGAUUACAUUCCAACUACUACUAGUAGGGGAAGAGGAGGUGGUGGACGUGGACGUGGGAAACGAACAAAUAAUUCACAUAGUUUGGAAGAUGAAGCUAGCCUUUAUUAUGUUAUUAGGAAUAAUCGCUCUUCAUUAACUACUAUUGUUGAUGAUUGGAUAGAAAAAUAUAAAAUUAAUAGGGAAAAUGCUCUUCUGAUGUUAAUGCAGUUUUUCAUUAAUGCAAGUGGCUGUAAAGGUCGUAUCACCCCAGAGAUGCAGUCAACAAUGGAACACGUAGCAAUUAUUCGAAAAAUGACUGAAGAGUUUGACGAGGAAAGUGGAGAAUAUCCAUUGAUAAUGACAGGACAGCAGUGGAAAAAAUUUCGUGCGAAUUUUUGUGAAUUCGUUCAAAUUUUAGUUCGGCAAUGUCAAUAUUCUAUAAUUUACGAUCAAUUUUUAAUGGACAAUGUAAUCUCAUUAUUAACUGGUCUUUCGGAUUCACAAGUGAGAGCUUUUAGACACACGGCAACGUUAGCUGCUAUGAAACUAAUGACAGCCUUAGUUGAUGUUGCUCUCACUGUGUCAAUAAAUUUGGACAAUACGCAGAGGCAAUAUGAAGCAGAAAGACAAAAAGCUAGAGAAAAGAGAGCUGCAGACAGAUUGGAGUCAUUAAUGGCCAAACGAAAGGAACUUGAGGAAAACAUGGAUGAAAUCAAGAACAUGCUUACGUACAUGUUCAAGUCUGUAUUUGUGCAUCGUUAUAGAGACACACUGCCAGAAAUACGAGCGAUUUGUAUGGCAGAGAUUGGAGUUUGGAUGAAGAAGUUUCAUCAAAACUUCUUAGACGAUUCUUACUUAAAAUACAUAGGUUGGACAUUACAUGAUAAAGUUGGCGAGGUCCGCUUAAAGUGUCUUCAAGCGUUGCAACCAUUAUACGCUUCAGAAGAACUAAAGACAAAGCUUGAACUUUUCACAAGUAAAUUUAAAGAUCGCAUUGUUGCAAUGACAUUGGAUAAGGAGUACGAUGUGGCGGUACAAGCUGUUAAACUUGUCAUUUCAAUUUUGAAACACCAUAGAGAAAUUCUGACCGACAAGGAUUGCGAACAUGUAUAUGAACUAGUGUAUUCGUCUCAUCGUGCCGUUGCUCAGGCAGCGGGUGAAUUUUUAAACGAACGCUUAUUCCGACCUGAUGACGAAGCGGUAGCUGGUAUGAAGACUAAACGGGGAAAAAAGCGCCUACCGAAUACGCCACUUAUUCGAGAUCUUGUUUUAUUCUUCAUUGAAUCAGAACUUCACGAACAUGGUGCAUAUCUGGUAGAUUCGUUGAUUGAAACAAAUCAGAUGAUGAAAGAUUGGGAAUGCAUGACGGAUUUGCUAUUAGAAGAAGCUGGACCUGAAGAGGAAUCUUUAGAUAACCAAAAAGAGACAUCAUUAAUUGAGCUGAUGGUCUGUUGUAUAAAACAGGCUGCCACCGGCGAAGCCCCAGUUGGUAGGGGACCAACUAGGAAGAUACUAUCCGCGAAAGAAACGAAACAAGUCUACGAUGAUAAACAACGAUUGACGGAGCACUCUAUUCAAACACUACCCUUAUUGCUUGAUAAAUACAGAGCGGAUCCUGAAAAGCUUGCAAACUUGCUCGCUAUCCCUCAGUAUUUUGAUUUAGAUAUCUAUAUCAAGUCUCGACAAGAGCAAAAUUUGGAGUCGUUGUUGAAUAAAAUUCAUACGAUUGUAGAGAAAAUGCAUGACACUGAAGUUUUGGACACAGCCGCAAAAACUUUGGAGCAUAUGUGUAUAGAAGGACACGCUAUUUUCACUAGAUGUGAUGUAGCGCGUUCAACGUUAAUCGACUCUAUUGUAAAUAAAUAUAAAGAAGCUAUUGAUGAAUACAGAAAUUUAAUAGAGGGAGACGAAGAACCUGACGAGGAUGAAAAGUUUAACGUUGUUUAUUCUCUUAAGAAAGUGUCAAUAUUUUAUUCCUGUCACAAUAUGAAUCCCUGGGGUAUAUGGGACUCUUUGUAUAAGGACAUUGAAGACGCCAAAGAUCCAUCUAAAUGUUUACCACAUGGAGCAGUGAAGUAUUGUAUUAGUGCAUGCUUUUUUGCAAUUUUGUGGGGACAAAACCAUCUUAUGGAAUCAGUAGAUUCUGGAAAUCGAGGUGAAGAUGAAUGUCGACAAUUAAAAGAACGAUUACACUCUUUCAUGGGCUCCAUGCGGCAUUUUGUUAGCGGCGAUGGCAGUGGCACACCGUCUCCACCAGAUUUACGAGAAGAGGCAUACAAUACAAUAUGCGACUUAUUAGUGCUAUUUUGUAAUCAAUUAACGACACAUUCAAAUCCUUUGAUGCAUCAGUUGGUCUACGAACCUGACCAAGCGAUGCAAAACAUGCUUAAUCGGUUUAUACAAGAAUACGUAUUUUUCGAAGAAGAAGAUGAUGAACACGACGAACAUUCGAAAAUUGAAGAGUUACAUAAAAGAAGAAACUUUCUAGCAGGUUACUGCAAGUUAAUUGUAUAUAAUAUGAUACCUACCAAAGCAGCAGCGGAUGUGUUCAAACACUAUGUAAAAUAUUACAACGAUUACGGAGAUAUUAUCAAAACAACGUUAGGAAAAGCAAGAGACAUUAAUAAAACACAUUGUGCAUUGACAAUGCAACAUAGUUUGAAUAUUUUGUAUAACGAAAUAAUUGCCGAGAAAGGCAAAGUCAACAGAAACAGUGAAGAAUUCACUGCGAUAAAGGAACUUGCGAAACGAUUCGCUCUGUCAUUUGGGUUAGACGCAGUUAAAAAUCGAGAAGCAAUUACUGCUUUGCAUCGAUCGGGUGUUCUUUUCGCCAUUACACCACCAGACGGCAUCGAACAAGAUCCCACUGGACCACCACCGAAUUUAUCAUUCCUUGAAAUCUUGUCUGAGUUUACGAACAAACUCCUCAAACAAGAUAAACGCGUCGUGCUAAAUUUUCUUGAUAAAAGAUUACAAGCAGGAAUGCCUUCCUCGCGGGGAGAGGAUUGGCAGCCUUUACUUCUGUAUAGAAACAGUCUUUUACACGGAGAAACAGAUCAAGUUCCGGUAACGAGCAAGCGUGCUUAUACGAGACGCAAGAAGGAUCAUUUAGCUGAAGAAGAAGAAGUAGAUGAGCCUGAAGAAGGUUCUGAUCAUGAAUUUUCUGGUAAACACAAGAAGAAACGUGGUCCGAGGAAACAUCCAUUAGCUGUAACUAAAGUAUCAAUAACUCGUGGAUCUAGGGCAGCUGGAUUUUACGAAACCAGUGAUAUUACACAGAUGCAGACGUCUCUAUCGGCUAUGAUUGAGGAUGCAUCUACAAGCCCUUCUCAGGAUAUAGAUAAUAAACUUAAGACAAUGCAGAUCCAAUCAAGGUCGCGAAGAAGUCAAGAUCAUUCAGAGCCGAGAGAAUUAAGGAGGACAUCCAGAAAUUCUGGUCGCUAUGUAGAAGGUCAAUAUAUGGAAUCAGAUUCUGAAUAAUAAGAGAGAUUAGGAAACUUUCAUUGUAUCCAAGACGGCCGAAUUUUAGAAGGAUGCGAUUUGUGAUACAUUUUUAAUGUAUGUAUCAGAUUGAAUAGGUUUUAAAUUGUACAAUACAUAGAACGUAUUCAGUCAGGUGUACAUGCAACGCAGAAAACUUUACUGAUCAUUGAGUUCUCCUUUAAGUUGAUAAGUUACAAUAAGUGUUUUUAAAUCAUUUACAUACAAAUUACACGUACUUGUUAUUUAAAAUUACACAUACUUUUCAGUCAAUAUCGUAAUAGGUAUGACUUACUAUUUGUUUCAUAACAUCAGCGUUUUUAUAAUGUCAAAAUCUUCAAAUACUACCGUUAUUAUAAAACUGUUUAAUUAUCUAAAUAAAUGACUAUAAUGUA
Messenger RNA from Megalopta genalis, 4585 nucleotides. RefSeq names its product stromal antigen (gene SA1). Gene Ontology annotation, cellular component: cohesin complex; nucleus; chromatin. The record is from RefSeq and is a predicted model, not a curated record. Lineage: Eukaryota; Metazoa; Arthropoda; Insecta; Hymenoptera; Halictidae. Gene Ontology annotation, molecular function: chromatin binding. Gene Ontology annotation, biological process: sister chromatid cohesion.